Monosiga brevicollis MX1 is the source of this 3858-nucleotide messenger RNA. RefSeq lists its product as uncharacterized. Gene Ontology annotation, biological process: regulation of Rab protein signal transduction. The record is from RefSeq and is a predicted model, not a curated record. Gene Ontology annotation, molecular function: protein binding. The coding region runs from base 1 to 3858 and encodes 1285 amino acids. NCBI's taxonomy places the organism in Eukaryota, Choanoflagellata, Craspedida, Salpingoecidae. The transcript is spliced from 37 exons. Gene Ontology annotation, cellular component: cytoplasmic vesicle.
AUGUCUGAGCGCGAUGCACUGAAGGGCCCCUUUGCGGCACCUCUCAUCGAGGGGGCCGCCCUGGUUGGCUUGGAUGUGCUCAAGCCGCUCCGCCAGCGCCGUGGAGCUGUAAAAGCUGUCGUAGCACAGGCUCACCUCUUUUACCACAUCAUAGAGAUGACUGGGGCCAAUCUCGAUCCCCUUGACGUGAAGAUGGACCAUUUUCGUGUCUUGGCCACGCUAGAUGCCCAUGCCAAGCCCACGAAUCGCACCGUCGCCAGUCUCUUUGAUGGCUCCCACGAGUAUUUGGCAAAUUCAGCAGACAGCGGAAAUGCCUCCUUGGAAGAUAAGGAAUUUUUCUUAGCCUCCUUGCCCGACACUCUGGUCAACACACUCUCGGAGUUCUGUUUUCCUCUGGGAGGACACGUCUAUGCUGAUCUGCCCAAUGAAUCCCAGAUGUCAAUUUUCACCUUUGCCAUCUCCCAAAGCGGUUAUCAUGUCACGACCUUGCUCUAUCACCAAUGCAUCGACCCCAGCACCUUUCUACUGGCCUGGGAGGCUGAACACCCCCGCGACAUUACGGCGCCAACCGACUCGCGCUCGUCGGCAGACUCGAGCAAAAAGUUGAGUCUUCUUCUUGAGAAAAAUGUGAUUGCCUUCAGCCGUAACAUCGCACUCCUCGCCCCCUUUCUCGAGUCCAUGUUGGCAUUGAUGCAUCCCCUCAAAUGGCAGCAUCCCUACAUUCCAGUUUGCCCCGAACAGUUGCAGGAAUGUGUCCAGAUCCCUUGGCCACUUCUGGCCGGAAUGCACUCAAGUUUGCGCGAGCAGGUACUUGCCGAGGCCGACCCUUCUUUUCCGCCGGUUGUGGUCGACUUGGACACUGGCACUCUCCGUUGGGGAGCUACGCAUGACAGCCCAGCAAAACACUUGCCAGAAAUCCCACCUCACAUUGUGCUGCAAUAUGAGUUGCACCUUCACAAGCUCAAGGUGUCACACGUCCUGGCAUCCUAUGGACGGCCCAUCUUCCAAAGCCGACGCGAUCCAGAGCAAAUCAAGCAGCAUGAGCGGCACUGCGACAAUCUCAUUCGCGAAGCCUUUUUGCGUGUCAUGAUUUCGCUUUUCGGUCAUACCCGCACCUGUGUUGACUACAAGGGUUCGACGCCAGUCAUGGACACGGAUCGCUUUUAUCAGAUGAUCCCAGAGGAGAGUCGACCGUUUUACAAGGCUGCUUUUGAUACGUCCUCUUUCAGCGUCUUUCUUCAAGGACGCAACAGUACGGAGCGUGACUUUUUUGAUCUACAGAGCGCCAGUACUUCCUUCACGCUCAAAGCGCCAUCACCUGUCACAUUGCCGUUACCCGCAUUUGAGCGAACUGAGCACAGCCGCAUUGACAUCAUCAAAGCCAGUCCUGCCAUUCAGGUACAGCAGCAGCAACAGAUCGCUUCCAGGCGCAUUCAAAGUGCUCGCCGCAUCGACGCAGCUCCCCAAGUAUCCAUGUUCUCUUUCAAGCAAGAAUCACCCGUAUCAGCAGUUUUGACCGACAAACGCAUGCGUGCCAAUUCACUCUCAGAUUCUGGGCCCCGAGAGGUUCAGUGUUUGGGCCCCUUUGUCCAAGAAUACAUACAAGGCGUCAUCGACCUCCUCGACCACAGCGUUGAACUUGCAAAAGGCACAACAACGCUGCCUUCCUACUUGUAUCUCCGUGGAGUCUUCAAAUUGCUUCGAGGAUUGUACAUUCACCCCAAGGACUCCUCUGCAGCUGACUUGUUCAAAGCGAUUGGGGAUUGGGACCUGCUGGCCAAAACGGCGCCCAUGUAUUUUCCGUCAGAUGUUAUUACAGACGCCAUUUCUCGGUUGCCAGAGGCACACGUGCUGGCACUCGAGGCGUCCAGCGUAGUCAAGCGUUCGCAGUCGUGGAAAUCCAUCAUGCAAAAUGUGCGAAAAACUCUGGACGCCCAUACCACUUUUGCAGAGCUUAUGGAGCAAGAAUCCCUGGACAGCAGCGGGAGCCGCGUCGAUCUCAAAGGAGACGUCAUCGAUGGCCUGUUGGGUCAAGAUUUUAUCAACGAGGAAGAGUUCAAGACUUUAACGCGACUGCUCUGCAUUUGCCGAACCAGCAACUCAGCCAGCCUCUUCCGUGCGCUCGUGAGCACGCAGCCAUCUGAUCAUGACUCGGAUUGUAUCCCAUCUAAAGUUUUUCAGCAGUUCUACACCGAAUGGCGGCGCAUUCUGUACUUGCCCAUGAUUGCGCUUCCCCCCACCGUAGAGCUCUCCGCUCGUGAAGCCGUCAUCAAAACGCAGCCAUUUGUGCGCGUGCAAAAUCUAGGCUUGGGCACCCUGGUCUUGACGCAUCGGCAUCUUUUGUUCUUGCGUCAACCCACGCAAUGCCUCCAACUUUGCCGUCUUGACCAGAUUGACACACUUCGAAGCAAGUCGGACAAGUCGGCACGUCACAACGCAGUUGAGCCGAAACCCGUGGCCAAGCCAGCUGGACUCUUGUCCUUUACCAUCCGCUUUGUCAAGGGGGUGGGCAGCUGGUUGCGAUACAUCACCGAGCUGAAGGAGGGCAAUGCGUACGCUGUUCAGACCGGGGACGGGGCAGCGGUGCAGCUAGCAGCUCAAAACAUUGCGCUUGUGGAGACCCUUUGUCUGGUUUCACACUCCCGCAGCGCAACCCCGAUCAAGGGCUCGCGGUCCAACAGUGACAGCAAUGACUUUUUGAGCUCCAACGCAGCAGCUCAGGAACUCCUGCGCUUUUCUCACGGUCAGGGCAGGAUGGGUGGCGUAGCCAUGCCCGUUCGAGAUAAUUUUGUGCGCCAAGUGGAGGCCAUGACGGACCAAGGAGGCAAACUGACCACCGAGUGCAUGGUGGCAAUCCUGCAUCCCUUCCAGCAGCUGUGGUGUGGAAUGGGCAAUGGCAGCAUCAACACGUUUUUGCUUCCCACCCUCAAGUUUCAGCAACGCUUACCCAUGUGGGAGCACAUUGAGAGCCGUCAAUCACGUGUCUCGGCAAUGUGUGUCGAUGGGACAACAGUUUGGGCCGCCAAUGGCCUGGGGCAUGUGCGGCUUAUCGAUGCCGUCUCCUGCAAAGUGCUGGAAGAGUUGGAUAUGGGAGACAUGGUGACGCGCAUUCUUGCGGCCAAGGGUUCCGUGUGGGUCCUGAUGAUCACAGGCCAGCUUCAUCGUUUCAUCGAUGGAAACGCCCACGAGCAUCAAGUCAUCGCGUUACCCCUCUCUCUGUUUACCCUAUCGUUCACCUUGAUCCACGAUCGCAUUUGCAUGGGCGGCUUUGAUCUCACGCACAUGCAUCUUCGUAGGGUGGCCUGCAAGGGCAUGUUGGUCGUGCUGGACAACAAAGUAUUGACUGCAUCCAAGAGCGAGCGGUCGGAGAGCAGUAGUGCCAAGAACGCGUUGUGGAAAUCCCAAUCCAUGGACGAGCAUGUGCCCCGGACAUCAUUGCCUGCGCGCCAGUCUGCGCUGCCCGAAGAUGCUGUUUUGACAACCAUCCAGACGGAUGCUGAUCAAGGUGUAGUGCGCGGUGGCAACCGUGAGGUGUGGACGUACAGCAUGGUGUCAGGCUUGAUCGAGGUUCGCGAUGGCAUGAAAUUUGAUCGAGUGGCCUGCGGUGGCUCUUGGCGUAUCGAAUGCAACGGAUUCUCCUCCUUGAUCCGCGCAAACAAGUGCAUGUGGGGCGGUGCACGUAAUGGAUCAGUUUACGUCUUUGACCUCGUGACGCACGCCCUGCUGCGUCAACUAUAUGUGCACACGGAUAGCGUGCGCACUCUCUGUUGGGUCUCGGCGUUGGAGGAGGCAGAACUCGUGGUUUCUGGCUCAGGUUCGCGGGACGGCAGCCUCGUUCUGUGGCAGAACCAGGCCUGA